This is a messenger RNA of Paecilomyces variotii, 945 nucleotides long. Its product is annotated as thioredoxin. The coding region runs from base 192 to 857 and encodes 221 amino acids. Gene Ontology annotation, molecular function: oxidoreductase activity. The transcript has 2 exons. The record is from RefSeq and is a predicted model, not a curated record. NCBI's taxonomy places the organism in Eukaryota, Fungi, Ascomycota, Eurotiomycetes, Eurotiales, Thermoascaceae.
AUUUGCUGGGAGAUUAAUAAAAAAAAAAAAAAAAAGAAAAAGACCAUAAAGUAGUACAUACCUAUACGGCUGAGUUUGAUUUGAAAUAUCAACUUCUAUUGAAAUCAGUUAUUAUUAUUAUUUCUCUGAUACAUUACCGGAUCCAACCAUAUACAUAUACUCAUACCGUCACCGUGGCCUCCCGCGCAAUCAUGACCAAUUUCAAGAUCCAAAUCGUCUCCGACACAGUCUGUCCUUGGUGCUACGUCGGCCACCGUCGUCUAUCCCGCGCCAUAGCAACCCACAAACAAUCCCACCCUAAUGACACCUUCUCCAUCACCUGGCACGCAUUCUACCUUAACCCCGGAUCCCCAUUCUACCCAGGUGUCGACAAGAGACAACACUACGUCUCCAAAUUCGGCGCUCAGACCGCAGAUGCUAUGUUCGCGCGUCUCACGGCCGUUGGAGCCGAGGAGGGUAUAGCUUUCAAGUUUGGCGGAAGGACGGGGCGGACGAGGAAUUCGCAUCGUCUGAUCGCAUACGCCGGGAAGAAGUCGGACGGGAACAACGACGGCCUGCAGACGCGCGUUGUGGAGGCGCUGUUUAAGGCGUAUUUUGAAGAGGAGAAGAAUAUCACGGAUCGGGCGGUGCUGUUGGAAGCGGGAGUGAAGGCUGGCUUGCCUGAGGCGGAGGUCGAGAAGGUAUUGGAUUCGGAUGAGUGCGGAGCGGAGGUCGAUGCGGAUGCUGAGAGAGCCAGAAGGAGGUUCAUCAGUGGCGUGCCGCACUUUACUAUCCAGGAGAAAUAUGCUGUCGGUGGAGCCGAGAGUCCAGAUGCAUUCUUGGAGGUGUUCGAUGCAGUGAAGCGCGACGAGAAGUAGACGUGAAGUCUCCCUCCCACGUUGGACCAUGCGCUUCCUACAUUUGCUGUCUAGUGAGGAGCAUAACUAUAUGCAAUAGCACGUCUGG